UCUGACUGGACAACUGUGGAGCUGCGGUGACACCAACUCCAAAUACUCACAACGGUCAGACUGGCCGACGAGAGUGGAGCCAAACUCGUCUUUCUAAAUGUACGUUAUUAGAAUAUUAAUGGGACGAGAAAAAUCGCGACAAUUUGUGGUGGGCCUAGAUAUGCGCAGGAUUCAGUUUGGUUAACUUUGUGCCCUUACCGGAGGAGGCGAAAUACAGUGGACUGGAUGUGGACGGGUCAGUGAGCUGCACGCGACUUUACCUCUUCAAACUCCCCAAUGACAGCGCAGGAUUGCAUUAUGAUCAUUGGACUGCUCUACAUCUUCUGUGAGGGUGGUGCUCUGGUGUCUGCCUCUCUGGACUGUGUUUUGGCAGAGCAGGGCUGUGUCCAGGAUCCGUCCUGUAUGGGACAGUACCGGCUGCUGGAGUACUGUGCAGCUGAGGAGGCCGUGUCCCCGCUCGGGUCAGACGCCCGGCUUGAGUGCCUGGAGGCCCAGCAUGCUCUGCAGUAUUAUCGCCCCCUGCAGGUGUGCAAGUGUCAGCGGGGCUCCAGAAGGGAGGAGCACUGUCUGAAGGUCUACUGGAUGGUCCGGUUUGCAGCAUAUGAAGAGUAUGACAUAUCCCCUUAUGAAGAAUUGAAGAUCAACCUGGUGAGAAACAUUGAGAUGUCUCAAAUGGCCUCUAUAAUGUCAGCCUCGUCUCUGUCAGUGGAUGGACAGAACCAGUGUCUGAAGGCAGCGCAGGACUGUGGGCUGUAUGAGAAGUGUGGCUCUCUGCGCUCAGAGUAUGUGGUGGCCUGCACAAAGAGAGCAGGCCAGUCCGACAGCAGCUGUAACCGACAGAAAUGCCACAAAGCCCUGCGCCGCUUCCUGGAGCGUGUCCCCGAAGAGUACAGCUUCGCUCUGCUCUUCUGCCCCUGCUCAGACACUUUGUGCGGCGAGAGGAGACGCAAAACCAUCGUCCCCUCAUGUUCCUAUGAGGAGACCACUAGGGGAGAAGAGAGAGUGGGCAAACCCAACUGUCUGAGCCUGCACACAUACUGCACCAAAGACGAGCUGUGCAGAUCACGUUUUGCAGAUUUCCAGCAAAACUGCCAGCCCUCGUCCCAGUCCCCCUCUGGAUGUGUCCGCGAAAGCAGAGCCAUGUGCCUCAAGGCCUAUGCUGGACUCAUUGGUACUAUUAUGACUCCAAACUAUGUGAGCAACAGCAGCACAGAGGUGUCCCAAUGGUGCUCAUGCGAGGGCAGUGGGAACGAGUGGCAGGCCUGUCAGCGCAUCCUCACCCUCUUCUCCUCCAACAUCUGUCUACGGAGUGCGAUCAGCUCUAUGGGGGUCUCAGCUGCCCCCCCUCCUCCUCCCUCUGAGGAGAACACUGCAGCACCUGCCCCUCCCCCCUCUGAACGCGUGCACCCAGAGAGACUCCACAUCAGCCACAACACCAUCCCAGAAUCCAACAGUAUGGACGACAGUGAGGAAGAGGAGGCACACCAAGAGCAAAGAAGUAAAGAUUUCAAUGUGAUUCCUCCGUAUUCAGAGAAGGACUCCAAUAUGGACUCUGGAGCAAAGGGCAGUCAGCAUGGAGCAGCUGAGCGACCUCUGCCAGUACUACUACUGAUGUUGCUGCCUCUGUGUGGGCUGCACUGGGACUGCUGAUGCGUUUGAAGAGGCCUGAUCACUAAUGGAAACAAUGCACACUCCUAUUUAACUUUGUUGUGUAAAACUGUGCAAUGUCAUGUCACACAUACCACUGUAUUAUAAUUAUAUCAUCUUUUCCAUUGUGGGGCUGCAUAGUGUUUGAGUGUUAUGCACUUUCCAAUGCAACCCUCACCAACAGUCAACACUUGAACUGGCACAAAGUGUGAGUGGAUUUUUAUCAAAAUCAUAUGUGGUCUAUUUGUACAUAUGCAUUUAUUAUUGACAGAGUAAUGCUAUGGCAGUAUGUGAAUAUGUCUUUCUAACGUCAGUGCCACACAAGCCGCAAAGGAUGAGCUGCUGCUCAAGAACAAAGACACAGCUGCAGGAUGAAAUGGAAGGAGAAAGGAUUUGACAAACAACUGUACAAUAUGUGGACAUUUACUGCAGUCUCAAAAACAUGGAUGUGCCAAAUGCAGCUACAGCUGAGAGCAUCCGAAGUGAAAGUGCUGAAAGGACCGUAGAGGCUCUGGUCUGCUUUGUCCAUUUUAACAAGAGCACAUGGCCUACAGCCACACUCUGUGUACAUGAGUGUGCACUUUUGAUUUCUACAUGACUCAUGUCCCAUCUGCCUUUGGGCCACCCCUUUGGCUCUUCCUCUCAUCUCCAGCUCAUUGGCUGAGCAAGAUAAUCUGCUUUACAACAUGCUCAGAAGAACGCCACUUAACCUUCUUUGGGCAGUUACAGAAGUUUGUUGUAGAGAAGUGAGAAGUCAGGAAGUAAGAUUAGUUUCUGUACAAGCAACAACUGUUUGCUCUGAUUUAGCAUAGUUUACAGUAGCUUAUUUUGUUAACCCACAAGUGAACUAUAGGCCAAAGUAACAACAAACAACAAAAUUCUUCAGUGUGAGUUAUGUGUAGAAACGCAACAUAAGCAAUUACUGCACUGUACCGAUUGUGAAUCUAGGAAGAGGCUCAAGGGAGCAAAUAGCCAAUUUACUGUUGUCAGGCCCUUUCACGAUAUAUCCGCUACAAGAUGUGUUUUUAGUGCUGCUUCCAUAUCACAGAGAGAGAGAGAUGCAGAGAUACAAGGCCGGACAGGAGAGUCUGCAGCUCUUCAGGGUACAGGGCACCACCUCUCUCUUUCUCUCUUUCUCUCUCUCUCCCUACCUUUAUCUCUCUCUCUCUCUCUCUCUCUCUUUCUUAGCUUCAAAUAUCUUCUGUUGAUGUUAAUAGUUUUUCUCUUAUGGCUCAUUUUCAGGUGAAAUUGCUCAGCUGCAGGGAAGUACUGUUGGUAAUACAUGAGAAGUUUGUUAAAGAGAAAAAUUGAGCUCAUUUUAAAACACUGGAGACUUUCCAAAUGUUCCAGUUCAAAUAGAAAUAUAGUAAAUACAAGUCUAGUCAGUAACUGCACAUUAUGGACAUCUUUUCAUUCUAAUAUGAUGAUGAAGAAGUACUGUUUAUAAACACUCUGUAGUAACUGUAAAAAAUAUUACAACAAUAAAGGAUUACUAAAAUAAUAUGUAUAACCAAGGAUUUUGAAUAAACAUAAGCCAUAAAUAUAUGUUUAUCAGUUGUGUAAUGCUUUAAAGUAAACUAUUAAAAAGUUCAAUACUCUUUGAACCCCUUCAUUGUUGAAUACAAUCAUGGACAAAUGAACUUAAGGCACUUCAAUAAGGAGGACUUUCACUGAUUAUGUCAAGAGUCAUUUUUGUGUUUAGUGUUUUGGCCUUAAAGAGUGUGUGAAAUCAACAUGUUUAUAAAUGUACACUUUGUAAAAUACAUUAUAUGUGUCUAUGAGCACUUCAGUCCAAAUAUGUGUUUCAUAAAUGUGAAUAGAUUUUACAUUCAAAUGAAUGACAAGGAGACCAAAGGUUUUCCUGCCAAUGGCAUGUCACACUGCAAAGAGUUGGCAAUAUGGUGUACGUCUGUGACAUAAAACUAUGUACCUGUUGAAACAAUAAAAAAAACACAA
Messenger RNA from Boleophthalmus pectinirostris (great blue-spotted mudskipper), 3603 nucleotides. Its product is annotated as GDNF family receptor alpha-4-like. The record is from RefSeq and is a predicted model, not a curated record. Gene Ontology annotation, cellular component: signaling receptor complex; external side of plasma membrane. The coding region runs from base 277 to 1650 and encodes 457 amino acids. NCBI's taxonomy places the organism in Eukaryota, Metazoa, Chordata, Actinopteri, Gobiiformes, Gobiidae. Gene Ontology annotation, molecular function: signaling receptor activity. The transcript is spliced from 8 exons. Gene Ontology annotation, biological process: nervous system development.